Messenger RNA from Fonsecaea erecta, 2763 nucleotides. RefSeq lists its product as hypothetical. The coding region runs from base 1 to 2763 and encodes 920 amino acids. NCBI's taxonomy places the organism in Eukaryota, Fungi, Ascomycota, Eurotiomycetes, Chaetothyriales, Herpotrichiellaceae. The transcript has a single exon. The record is from RefSeq and is a predicted model, not a curated record.
AUGCAGCGGCUUUUCAAGACCAACAAGUCGCAGGCCUCCAUAGAAGACCCUCAGACACACCCUGAUCCACAUCCCCAUCAGCAGCAGCAACAGCAGCAGCAGCAACCGCCCCAGUCUCAGCAUCUGGGACGUUCACAACCUUACUUCGACUCCAAGCAGCAGCACCAACUUUAUCCUCAACAGCCUCCUCCACCACAGCAGACGUCGAUAGAUCAUCAUUAUCAGGGACAAGCCUCGGAUUCUCUGUCACAAGCUCAGCCGCCGGUUGCCCCUCCCCACCUGGGACGCACCCAAAGUGGUCGCAGUCCAUCCAUCCCGGACGUGUAUGGACAAAGGCCGCAAGUGAACAUUGUGCCUCCUGUGUCCCAGCAGCACGCAUUCAUUCCCGAAGGCCCUGCUCCCGUUCCGGGACAGACGACAUUUGGUCAAUCGAGGCAGGUUCGGACUCUUGAGGAUAAAGAGCACAAACGAUCCAAGCGCAGUUUCAUCACCAGCCUGAUCAAAGACAAGAGCAAGGACGAAGACAAACAGAGGGACAGGGAAAAAGAAAACGGCCCACCUGAGCGCAAACCUCUUGGACGAUCGAGCUCUGUACAUCUUUUGAGGAAGUCGCAUCCUCCUGAGCAAUCAUCUCGCGAUUCAUAUUCAACCCAGACCUCGCCACAGUCUCAACAUCCGGCCAGACAUUCGACGUAUUAUUCCUCUCCACCGCCGACCGACACUACCACCGCACCCACAGAUCAGGCCGCGGACCAAGCCCAAUACGAGCAAUACCAGAGAGCUCCAGGCCAAUUCGACUCUCCACAAAGCCAAUUAACCCAUCAUUCCGUCGACUACACCGAAGACGCUCCGCACUUCAGUCCCCAGCACGACCAGUACCACGCAUAUCACCAAGGCGAGUCUGCCAAUACCUCGGAACACUACCUACCCUACCAGCCCCAGCAACCUCGAUCUACCAACGCAGAGUCUGACCCAUAUCAACACCUUAGACCGCCAUCGCAAGCAUCCCUUGGUCCUCCUUCUCCGAUCAACCCCCCAGCCCAUCCCCAAAUUGCUCAAGACUCUCGUCCCUCGACAGCGGCAACCAAUCGUUAUUCUUCACAGUCGGCCACUCAAGGCCAACAACCGGUCCAGACUGCCAUGGCACGAGGAGAUCCACCCAACGGCAGUAUUCGUCAGCAGUUGUCGCAGCGGGAAGCUCGGACUGAAGAUCAGAAUCAGUAUCAAAGCCAAAGCCAGGCCGACCCACGAGUGAGAAUGUCUCAACAAGCGGCUUCUGAGCAAGGCCGAAGCACACCUCCUCCACGAAGCCGGGAGGACAUUAGCCAACUAGACUAUAACCAACUUCUGCAACGUCAUGAGGAGCUACAGGCCAAGUAUUCCAAGGUCAAGCGAUACUACUUUGAGCGGGAGGCUCAGGUCACGCAGUUACAGAAUACCGUGGCCAACCAGCGUCUCUCCAUGUCCAAAACAUCGCUCGAUGACGCCCAAUAUACAGCGAGAUUUGAACGUCUAAGCCAGGCGAUCAACAAUCUUUCCUUCAACAUCCGUAAAAAUUGGCGGGCGAUUCCACCCUGGCUGCGACAUGUAUGCAAUCAGGACGCUCAUACCGUCGGCACGAAAGAAAUGACGGCGAUCGGACGAGCGUGCAUCACUCGAUGGCUCUACGAAAGUAUCUUCCAGCACACGUUUCACCCGGGCAUUGAGCCAUCGUUGUCCGCGCAAUUGAAACACAUCGAACAUACCUUGCGUCGUGGAGGGCACGCGGGCACUCUCUUGACCGAUGAACAGCGGGACGAUCUGACAACCAAAAUCACCACCUGGCGACUGACCACCAUUGAAGGUCUGCAGGAUGUGCUCAACUCGCCACAAGCGGAACAUUACGCCGAGACCAUGAACAAACAUUACACUCACCAGCUCACGGAAUCGCUGAAAGCGAACCUGACGGAUCCUCCGCCACCCGGGCUUGUGGAGGGAGUGGGCAUGAUUGUUGGGCAAGCGAUCGGCAUCGCGUCCAAUAUCCCGCUGGAAUCGCGAGAGAUCUGUAUUGAAUACUUCAUGCCGGGCACUCCUGUGAAUGAAACAUACAUGAAGAUCGAACCACAAAUUGUCGCCUUGACCAACCCUGGCCCAGACGAACGCGUCCUCCAACAACAGGCCGCUCAAGCCAAGGCGCAAGAACAGGCACGAGCACAGGACGAAGGCGAUCAAAUGAGCACAGCCAGCACAGAUGACGGACCGCGAGACCGUGAUGUCGAAGCCGAAAUUCGUGAAGCUGCCGGCAAAGCUGCGUCGCAGGCAGCCCAGCCACCCGGCGGCCCCGGCACUGGAGGCCAACAGGGACGCAACGAAAGCGGGACAAGCACCAGCAGCCAGGCGACCGUCAAGGGUCCCAGCGAGAAGCACUCCAAGAAGUCCAGCUUCCUGGGUGGGUUCGUCAACAAAAAGCCCUCCAUCUCGGCGCGUGGUGAGAGCCGUUCCGAAGGAGCGCCUUCUACUGGAAACGACGGCGAGGACCAACGUGGACAGGUCAGGCACAGUAUGGCAGUCGAUCCGGCACAACUGGCUGCGCAACCUGGCGCGAACGAGGGACGGAUCAGAUUUGCAGCGUUUGUGGCGGUCGAGGUCCGAGGAAAGGGGCCAACAUCGAAUGCGUUGGGAGGUGGUGCGAACGGUGGGAAAGAGCCUGGAUCUGCUGCUGCGGGGGCAACCUCACAGUCUGCCGUCAACGUGCUGUUCAAGGCACCAGUCUAUGAAUUCUAG